GGGGAGGGGGGAGCUUUUCAUUGACCCUUGGCUGAAAUAAUUAGUUAUCAAGGAUGGUACAGUAGUAUGGACAUGUAGUCCUUGGGCAUCAUCACUGACCUCCCCAUUAAAAGGUCAGAAGUGAGGAUGGGUUCUUGAUUUUACCAAUGUUCAAUUUCACUUCACAACUGUAGGUAAUGAGUUAAUAAUCCCCAGGAUGUUCAGUGGCAUUACUAAUGCUGAGCUCUUCCCAUCUGAUAUUCUGAAGGAGCAGAAGAUUAACUGGAAUGGUCACAAAGAUUAUGCCUACUAAACCAGUUGUUGGCGUGGCAUUGAGGAAAUCCGGAUGUUUAAAUGACAUCGCGAGAGAUUUUAAGGACGUGUUGGUCUCUCCGCGGCGCACAUUUCAACACUGCAAUUGCCCUACACUUUCGAGGCGCCCUCGGGAGCUUUUACAAGGCGACGAACGCAAUGCACCAGCCGUUUGACGAUUGGAGAUUUGGUGCCUGAAAAGGGGUCGACGAUCUCUCUCGGAACGUUUGGAAUCUGGGUGUGAAAUAAAAAAUGGAAGAACUUCUCGGCUCUCUACAGCUAUUCGCCCUACCUGUCAGCAAGCUGGCUUCUUGGAUAGCGGCAGUAGCAAUGAUUUUUGGCGGUGUGUUGCCUUACAUUCCUCAAUAUAGGGACAUUAAACGAACCCAGAAUUCAGAGGGAUUCUCCAUCCACGUUUGCCUGGUGUUACUUGUGGCUAAUAUAUUAAGGAUAUUGUUUUGGUUUGGAAGGUACUUUGAGCCACCCCUCUUGUUACAAAGUAUUACCAUGAUCAUUACCAUGUUAGUGAUGUUGAAGCUAUGUACAGCUGUCCGAAUGACCAAUGAACACACGACACGACGCCGUGCCUUUUCAGCUACUGACUGUAAAGAUGAAGAAAUCAAAACUCCUAGGAAGUUCUUUCUGGAUUUUGAUCUACAGUACUUCUGGAUGUGGAGCAGAUUUAUUGAUUAUAUCCAAUGCGUAUUGGCUUUCACUGUUGUAGCUGCAUAUAUAACCUACCUCCUUAUUGAUUCUUCGCUCUUUGUGGAAACUCUGGGUUUCUUUGCUGUCUUCACUGAAGCCAUGCUGGGGACACCGCAGCUGUAUCGUAACUAUGAGAACAAAUCCACUGAAGGAAUGAGUAUCACAAUGGUGUUGAUGUGGAUGAGUGGCGACACUUUCAAGACUGCUUACUUCAUUCUGAACCAGGCACCUUUCCAGUUCUGGGUAUGUGGAUUGCUCCAAGUUUGUGUUGAUAUUACUAUCCUCUUUCAAGCUUACUACUAUGACCGUUACCCUCAGAAACCAUCUUCUCACACAGUUCCUUCCACGAGCACCAAGGCACUUUAACUGCAACGUUAUUCAACAGGAGCACCAAAUGAUCAUAUCUUGCAAGGGACAGCAAACCCCUCAAAUUUGAACCAGUGCCAAUAAUAUGUUGGUUCUCAGGAUUCUGGAAGGAUCUCAAAGUUUCUUUCAAGGAAAAAAAAAUUACAUGGUUAAACUAUUGUCAGUAUGUCUUUGAUUAUUUAUAUGUUCUAUUAUGUUUAAUUCAUCAUUGUCUUUCACUUGGUUUAUCUAAAUGCCUUACCAUAUGUAUAAUUUUGGAACAUUUUUGUUUUCUGGGACCCCCCCCCCCACCCCACUGGUGUUUUGAUCUUCUAACAAAAACAGUUUGUUAAAUCCUUCACCAUGUCCAAAGAGUCUUGCACUAAGCACCCACUUUUAAACAUGAAUCUUUUGAUUCAUUUUCAUGUGUUAUUUUAUCAUGACCACUUCCUUCUCAAAAAGUCACAAGGAGACAAAUUUAAAAGAAAUUAGUCUGAUAUUUGGAAGGCACAGAAUCCACUUUCACACUACUUUGUUCAAGUGAUCUGAGUAAUUUCAUCAGUAACUGGUUAAAACAGCUUUCAGAGGUAUCGUGGGGAACUGGGAGCCAACUUAAUUUGUUUAUGAUUGGAUGCCACAGUGAUGUUGCCCAUUGGUACUGGGCACAAUGGAGUGGAAGAGAAAGUUCGGACUUUAAUUUUGUGCUUCGGAUCCCCACCACACUUCACACCAGGUGCUUAUCCAGGGUGACUUCUGAGGGCCUCUCAGAGUGAAAAGUGUUGGUACAACAUUGACAAGGGAAACUAAGAUAUUUGCUCUAUCAGGAAUGAUAGACGAUCACUGGAGAAGAGCAAAAAGUAAAGGAAAAUAUUUUGUCAGAUAUACUCAGUACUCAGCAAUGAAGUAAGUUAACUGUAGUCACUCUUCAUCUUUAGUAAAAAUAGUAAUGGAAGUGAGAAUUCUUUUUAACAAAAUUGAUGACAUUUACUCUUUCAAUGAUCUCCAAAUGCUGACUCUAUUUUUACCCUUUCCUCUAGAUUUAUUGGCAUGUUAUCUUCACACAUCAAUUUUGCAUGGUGGUGUAGCAAUCAUUCUUAAACACAGAUCUAGUUUGCCUUUCGUCUGCCCCAGUUCUCGAUUUUCUCAUUGGUGCUUAAAUCUUCCUUCCUUUUUUUACAGAGGAUUUGGUUAAAUAAAUAAGCACUUAUAUGUAAGAAUUUUGACUAUAAUCCAUUUUGGAUGCUUCCUGUGCUGUUCUUCAUAUCAAAAGACUAACUCAAUAUUUUCUGUCUUCCCACUUGGGGAACGUCCUGGUACGAUCAUCUGCUUUCCCCACACAAUGGUGAUUCCUUCAUACUCAGCACUCUGAGACAGCCAUUGGAGCCAGAGGCCAGGUUUUACCACUUUUAAUAUAGUUGAUAUAAUCCAAUCCACUUCCGACAAAGAUAAGUCUGUAUGAUAACGUUAACGGCUGAAUAAAAUUAAAUCUGCUUUCCAGAAUACUUUACUAAAGAACUUGGUACCAAUGAAUUCCAACCCCUUAAAGGCAGUAUGAUAUUACAGUCCUUAGUUAACCAAUCUUUUUUCAUGUUCUUAAACUGUUGAACUCGGAUCUGAUCAUUUUUUUGUGUGAGCAAUAGUGUUACAAUUAGUUAUUUGGCAUUCGCAGGAUUCCAGCAGUCUGUGAAAUUGUGUUCUCUCAGACUGAAGUUAAACUGUCACCCGCUAAUUUACAAUGGCUGGAAGCAAUUUCACCUAUUUUUGUAAAUAGGUGAGUAAAGCUGUUACAGAACUACUGCUCUAGGUGAUUUAUCUUUAGCUGUGUAGAGCAACAAAUAAGAGUUAUAUCUUGAAAUGUUCUUAACAAUUUCAGAAUCAGGUUAUCACUGACUUAGAUGACAUAAAAUUUGGUUUUUUGUGGCUGCAGUAUACAGUAGUGCAAAAUCAAAAUUACUAUAAAAUUACAAAAAUAAUUAGUGCAAAACAAGGAAUAAAAAGGUAGUGUUAAUGAGCUUAUGGACUGUUUAGAAAGGUGUUGGAGGAGGAGAAGGUGUUCCUGAAUUGUUGAGUAUGAGUCUUUAGGCUCCUUUACCACCUCCCCCAGUGGUGGUAAUGAGAUUUACAAUCACCACUUUCUUAAUUUUGCUCGGGAGCUAUUCACUAAAUUUUUGCUGAAACUUUGUCACUGGAUAACGUUUGCUCUACACCAGGUUGCUGGUUGUCAUUGUUUGCUUUGGGCCUAAGUGACCUUACAAAUUUAAAGAGGAACAUUUUAAGCCAAGUUGUCUGUGCUUGUGUGUUCAUAUGGCAGCACGUGUAUUCAAAACUUAGGGGCCUGUUAAAUGCUGGCCUUUCUAAUUUAGUUAUCAAAUAUUUAAAUUUUCUAGGAUAUUUUCUUAAAAUACUUUUCAAAUUCAAGGACAGUUCCAUAUCUGUGCCAUAUUUGUUCUUUUAUUAGCUGCUCUUAAGAUUUAGUAACAAAAACAUUUAUUCUGCUGAAACCAGUUUGCGCAGUUUUUCUUACUGGUGUUCUGAGUAAACCUUGUCUACCUUUAUAACCCAAACUCUACAGUCACUGUGUAAACACUUACAUAGGCCUAAUCCAGUCAUUUGUGCAGUUUGUAGCCAGCAUAUUGCCACAGUACAAGAUAGAGCCUUCUGUUCUCAAUUAGCAAGGGGGGAAAAAAUGAGGCUGAUCUUGUCUGGCAUCGCCCAUUGUAACUGCUAGCUUUUAGGCAAGUUCCUAUACCUGUUUAUAAUUUUAGUGUGAAUUUCUGUAAACUUACAGGGAAGUCACACCAUCUUAUCAUUUGCUUGCUUAAUAUUUUGAUAUUUAUUAAAUACAUACAAUGGGAUUUAUACUUUGCUUUUGGGAAUCUUAAAAUCUCUAUCUGCAUUCCUAGAAUAUAAAAUAUCAUUAGUAGUGCAUGUUGAAAAAUAGAGAUAUUCCUAAACUUGAUUCCUGAUAUUAGGUGCAAUAAUCUUAAUUAUGUUUACAUAAUGUUUUCUUGUCUAUUUGUUUUUUUUGCUAAAUGAUAGGGAAGUAUUUACAAUGGUCAAAUGGGUACAUUUGGAUCUCGCACUUCUUGACUGGUCAUGAAAUGUUGAAAUGGUUUUUCAUUUUUUGUUCUUACAAAUUAUGUUGAGUAGGUUUACAUCAUUUUAGCAUUUAGUGUAUGUUUAUAAACAUCUGAAUAAUUAACAUCUUUGUAUCAUAUCAAAUCUACCAAAAAAGUAAAGGAUUUGUUCAUUGUUUAAAGAAACCAGGUGAAAGGACUGAACUGGCACAAGAAUGUUGCACAACACAACCAGCCUUAGCCUGUGCUGCCGAUCAGCAUUGUAUGUAGGUGCUUUACUACUUAUUGAUGUAUUAUAAGGUUACUGAAGGAAAUAAGAAAACAUGACAAAACUUGAAGUGCAUUCAUUAGAGACUCUGUAUUCAUGCAUUAAACUAAAACUUAAAUAAAAGUAUUUGGAACUGAGAAUAGAUUCUUGUGAAUGCAAUUAUUUCCUUCCAAUUAAAUCAUAGAUUAGAGCACACAUUUCUAAUGUUAUAUUUAUUAUGUAAGUAAACACAAAUAUAAAUUACAUUGUCAAAAGUGAUUCUGUUCAUGGGAUAUGUUGCAUUAAAAUACAUGUUAAUUUUGAUUUUCCUCGUGCAUAGGAGUAUGCCUUACAGAUGAUGCUCUUUUCUGCUACCAUUAACAAGUCUGGGACAGUCCAGACUGAUUACUCAAGCAAUGAAUCAUCGAUUUUGAUGAUUAAUGGUGGUACAGUUUUAUGGAUAUGUUCUCUGAUAUAAAUGUGCUAUACUUUUUGAAGAUGUCAUUAGAAGUCUUCAGCUACAUACUAGCAGAAAAAUGUGGUAAUUUGUGCAUUAACUUUUCAUUCUGUGAAAGUCCAGACCUGUUCACCUUUUC
Hypanus sabinus (Atlantic stingray) is the source of this 5261-nucleotide messenger RNA. RefSeq names its product solute carrier family 66 member 2. The record is from RefSeq and is a predicted model, not a curated record. Lineage: Eukaryota; Metazoa; Chordata; Chondrichthyes; Myliobatiformes; Dasyatidae. Gene Ontology annotation, biological process: retrograde transport, endosome to Golgi; phospholipid translocation. The transcript is spliced from 7 exons. Bases 544 to 1362 code for a protein of 272 amino acids. Gene Ontology annotation, cellular component: endosome; trans-Golgi network.